AUGUUACGUGUUAAGAAAGUGAAAAAUGAUAAUCACAAAUGGACAUAUUGGUAUUAUUACUUUGAUAAAUAUGAUCCACUGUUGAAAAUAGCAUUUCUUUGUGCCGAUGAGAAUCCAGGGGAGAUAAUUUGCCAGUAUAUUGAAGAAGCCAUGUUAUCUAACACUCAGAACAAGCCUUGUUCCUAUACUUUAGGACCAACUGUUACAAUUACUUCCAAUAGUUUACAAGAAACCAAAAAGCAUCUUUUACAAGAUAUUAUCUAUGUGGAAACAUUACCUGCAUAUCUAUCAUUGGUGAGACGACCUCGCAGAGAAUAUUUAUGUUGGGACAAUAAAAAUGGAGAAAAGAUUUCUUUGCUUGAACCCACUUUGUCCAUAUAUCUUUCACCAAGGGACAUUUACAGAAAUAAAUAUUCUGCAAUUUUAAAGCUGGAAUUUGAAGAUGACUCUUGCAGGCCAACAAUUGUGCUCACUUUAAAUGCUGAGACAACCGAUCCAAUUAUUUUCCGUUUUCAAGUGAUGAAUACAGACGAAAAUUUAGGUAAAAGUAUUUCCAUAUUAUAUGUUUGGAGAAAUAAAAUUAAAUGUCUGAAAGAUCCACUAUUUCUUGAUCUGUCACAAAUUGAAAACAAGUGGAAAGAGCGGGAUAAAAAUGAUGGAAUUCCUUCACAGCCAGAUUUAUUGCAUCCUGAAAGGAAAUCUCCUGAUAUGAAUGCAAGCAAGGUAAGCAUAGUUUAG
This is a messenger RNA of Acanthosepion pharaonis, 738 nucleotides long. NCBI's taxonomy places the organism in Eukaryota, Metazoa, Mollusca, Cephalopoda, Sepiida, Sepiidae. The record is from the annotation of a GenBank genome assembly.